Messenger RNA from Priceomyces carsonii, 372 nucleotides. RefSeq lists its product as uncharacterized. The transcript has a single exon. The record is from RefSeq and is a predicted model, not a curated record. Lineage: Eukaryota; Fungi; Ascomycota; Pichiomycetes; Serinales; Debaryomycetaceae. Gene Ontology annotation, cellular component: mitochondrial crista junction; MICOS complex. Gene Ontology annotation, biological process: cristae formation. Bases 1 to 372 code for a protein of 123 amino acids.
AUGGGAGGAGGUAUCUACGGCUUGCUUGGUGGUAUACUCUUAGCCUCAGCAUUAACAUACCAGACAGGAGAAUAUAUAACAAAGAAUCAAAGAUUUGUCUCUGGCCAAUUGAGAGCGUCCAAUCGUAUCAUAAAGAAUAGAAUUUUAUCGGAUAAGGAUAUUUUGAAAGAGAAUGAGCCAUUGGAUAAAUCUAUAAAUGUUACUAGUCGAGUCAGCGUGUUGGAAACAAGUAAAGAUAUUUGGAAUGCUGAAGUAAUCGGUAUGGUCAAUUGGUUGUAUUCUAUUAACUGGUACCAAUGGGGAAUGUACACUGAUGAAAAAGUACACGAAUGGGUUGAUAAAGUAGCCCAUUCCAUUAGCGAAAAGAAAUAG